This is a messenger RNA of Zingiber officinale, 2047 nucleotides long. Its product is annotated as calcium-dependent protein kinase 24-like. Gene Ontology annotation, cellular component: nucleus; cytoplasm. Gene Ontology annotation, biological process: protein autophosphorylation; intracellular signal transduction; peptidyl-serine phosphorylation. The transcript is spliced from 7 exons. The record is from RefSeq and is a predicted model, not a curated record. The coding region runs from base 363 to 1859 and encodes 498 amino acids. Lineage: Eukaryota; Viridiplantae; Streptophyta; Magnoliopsida; Zingiberales; Zingiberaceae. Gene Ontology annotation, molecular function: calmodulin binding; ATP binding; calcium ion binding.
GAAGACAGAAAGAAAGGAAACUACUUAGAAGUAAUAAAUAUGAAUUUUCCAUGCUCUUGUCGCCGAUUGGAGCAGAGAGGAUGACCCGUUCUCUGUUCUUUUCUUGACUUGACGCCGCUAGUUCCUUGGUCUCUUCCUCCCCUUUCCUUCCUGGCUUCCUCCCAGUCGUCUCAAUCUAUUCUGUUCCUCUUCCUUUAUCUGCUUCAAAUCUUGCAGGAAUAGCUCACAAUCGUCGGAACUCGAAGAGAAAAAUGAUGAAGAUGGGAUUUUGGUGAUGAAGACCCUGUAAAAAUACAAUCUUUCUGUGUAGGAAUCAGCUUUCAGGGCCCAAGAUCUGGACUUUGCAACUAUUACCAUCACCGAUGAGCCAGUCGUCGGUCAAUCCCCCUCCCCAUCGCUCCUCUAAGCCCACCUCCGUCCUCCCGUACAAGACCCCCAACCUCCGGGACCAAUACCGCAUCGGCAAGAAGCUAGGGCAGGGGCAGUUCGGCACCACGUACCUGUGCAUCGACAAGAACGAUGGCAAGGAGUAUGCGUGCAAGUCCAUUCCCAAGCGCAAGCUCAUCUGCCGCGAGGAUUACGAGGACGUGUGGCGCGAGAUCCAGAUCAUGCACCACCUCUCGGAGCACGCUAAUGUGGUCAGGAUCAAGGGCACCUACGAGGACGCGCUUUUCGUGCACCUGGUGAUGGAGCUGUGCGCGGGCGGAGAGCUCUUCGACAGGAUCAUCCAGAAGGGGCAUUACAGCGAGAGGAAAGCGGCGCAGUUGAUCAAGACCAUCGUGGGAGUCGUAGAGGCGUGCCACUCGCUCGGGGUGAUGCAUCGCGAUCUCAAGCCAGAGAACUUCCUGUUUUCCAGCUCCGAUGAGGAUGCGGCACUUAAAGCGACGGAUUUUGGGCUAUCCAUAUUUUAUAAGCCAGGUGAUACCUUCUCCGAUGUUGUUGGAAGUCCGUAUUAUGUUGCACCUGAGGUACUGCGGAAGCUUUAUGGACCAGAAGCAGAUGUGUGGAGUGCUGGUGUCAUCUUAUACAUUCUGUUGAGUGGAGUUCCACCUUUCUGGGCAGAAACUGAAGCAGGGAUUUUCAGACAGAUAUUACAUGGUCGUCUGGAUUUUGAAUCUCAACCAUGGCCUGGUAUUUCUGAUAGCGCAAAGGAUCUAAUAAGAAAUAUGCUUAAUAGAGACCCAACGAAGAGAUUUACAGCACAUCAAGUUCUUUCUCACCCAUGGAUUGUUGAUGACAAAGUUGCACCUGAUAGACCCUUGGACUCUGCUGUGCUUUCACGUCUUAAGCAGUUCUCUGCAAUGAACAAACUUAAGAAGAUGGCUUUAAGGGUUAUUGCAGAAAGCCUCUCCGAAGAAGAGAUUGGUGGUCUUAAAGAGUUGUUCAAAAUGAUUGAUACAGAUAACAGUGGAACCAUAACCUUUGAUGAACUGAAAGAAGGCUUAAGAAGAGUGGGAUCGGAACUUAUGGAAUCGGAGAUACAGGCACUUAUGGAUGCGGCUGAUAUUGACAAAAAUGGCACAAUAGACUACGGUGAAUUUCUUGCAGCCACAGUUCACAUGAAUAAGCUGGAGAGAGACGAGAAUCUAAUGGCAGCAUUCUCUUAUUUUGACAAAGACGGAAGUGGUUACAUAACUCUCGAUGAACUUUCACAAGCAUGCAAAGAAUUUGGUCUUGAUGAUGUUCACCUUGAUGAGAUGAUCAAAGAAGUUGAUCAAGAUAAUGAUGGCCAAAUAGAUUACAAUGAAUUCUCAGCAAUGAUGAGAAAAGGCAAUGGAGUUGGAAACGGAGGUCUCGGAAGGAGGACCAUGAGAAACAACAUAAAUUUUAAUCUGGGUGAUGCCUUCAAAACUACUUAAGAAAAUCAUAAGUGUGAUUGACAGUUUAUUUUAAAAUUGUGUAUGAGGUGAUAUCGUUAUAGAAGGUUUAGAGACCGAGAAAGAAUUUAUCUUUUCUCUAAUGAGUUUAUCAGACUCUAAGAAUCGUUUUGAAUGAACAUUUUGUCAAUAGUUUCUUGAGUAAGCUUGCAGAGAAUGUUAUUUGCUUA